GAAAGUCUCUGUCAGGUCUGGAGAUUCCACUGAAUCGAGAAUUUAUUGAAAAGGUUACCGAGGAAUACAACGAGUCGUUGGUGUUCGGGCCGGACGACAGACGCUUGUUCUACAGCAUCAGGGAACCGAUCGUCAACAGAGUUUUCUCCAACAGUCGACAGAGAGGCUUCGCACACAAGGUGUGUGUCCGCUCUCGCUGUUGGGACGCCUGCAUGGUCGUCGAUGGUGGGACGUCAUUCGAGUUCAACGACGGCGCCAUCGCUACAAUCAGCAUGAGCGAGGACGACCACCUCCGGACGGUGGUUCUAGAAAACUGAGCCGCGUUCAGAGCACGUGGCGCCUGACGAUCAGGUCAAAGGUCAAAGGGAAGAACCAGUUUUUAGCUUUUAGCUCCACAAGUGUUUUUUAUACCUGACGAAAAGGUAUCAACGUUUCUGGUGUGUGAUUCGUGCUUUUUCUCCAAAUCAGAUAAAUAAUCGAAAUCUGUUUUUUUUUUUUUAUAAAUCAUCCCACUUUGUCCAAUUAUCAUCUAAUCAACGAUUAUUAAUCCUGUAGAGACGAGCAGCGUUUUCACAAGUUACUAAACUAUGAUCUGUUUAAAUCAAAGAGACUCAGACGAGACGAAGCUUCAGUUUCUGUCCCUCGAUUGAAAUAACAUGUUUAUUCUCGGACUGAAAUCAACAGGAGAUGGAGACGUGUUUGUACAACCACAGAUUAUCGACAAUCCAGAGUCUGAACACGCAGAUAUUUAACAAUAAGUCGCAAACACUGAAGAGUUUUUGAUUAAUGUGGAUUUUUUGUGCCGAAAUUGAAAAUUAAGUUAG
Paralichthys olivaceus (Japanese flounder) is the source of this 824-nucleotide messenger RNA. The record is from RefSeq and is a predicted model, not a curated record. NCBI's taxonomy places the organism in Eukaryota, Metazoa, Chordata, Actinopteri, Pleuronectiformes, Paralichthyidae.